CCACAGAUUACAAGCCUUUAAGCUAUGGAUAACUGCACGAUAAUAAAUGUCGGUGGCAUAAAAUUCAUCACAGAAAAAAACACGCUUAAAAGAUAUCCGGAAACACGAUUAGGAUUAUUAAGCAAUCAGUCUAGGGAAUACAUCUCUGAGAAAGGAUUUUACUUCUUUGACCGCAACCCGGAAUUGUUUAAUAUAAUUUUAGACUUUUACCGGAAUAAUGAAGUUCACAUUCCUUCGGGUACAUGUGGUUCAUUGGUGGAGAAGGAAUUAGAGUUUUGGAAGAUACCUUUUGAAGGCAUAGCCGAGUGUUGCAGGUCACGGUUUUUGAAUUCUGAAAAUGAACUAGAAACAAUUAAAAAGAUUAAACAUGCUUUUGACAUGCACAAUUCAACAGAGUUGGAUGUGGCUGAAACGAAACAAUGGGGGUUUAAUCGGAUUUGGCUAUUUUUGGAGGAACCUCUAACAUCAACACCUGCUAAGGUUUACAACAUAAUAUAUAUACUGGUUGUUGUAUUAUCAGCCAUAAUGGCUUUUUUGUUCACCUGUGAAGAGAUGCGAGAACAGUACAUCGAUAUUGAUACACUUAUCAAUGUAACUACCUCCGCUGGAUUUAAUGUUUAUACCGAUAGGAAUAAUCCUAAAGAUGUACUACAUGCGACAACUAUAUUACCAAUUUGGUGGUAUACACUUGACAGAUUUUUUUUGGUAUUCUUCACAUUAGAAUAUUUUAUUAGAUUAAUUGUUUGUCCAAGUAAGAUCGAAUUCCUCAAAAAUUGGUUGAACAUAAUGGAUCUUAUUCUGAACGUGUCGAUGUGGACACGAUUUUGUCUUGAAUUGAACAUGACACUUGUCAUGAACUCAUACACCGCUACGUGGAUAUUUGGAAUGUCAUACUGUAUGAUAUCUCUAAGACUUAUUCGAAUUUUUAGAAUAUACAAACAGUACCUUGAACUUCGAGUAUUACUAUUAUCUCUUAAAACAAGUUUUAAAGAGCUACUACUGUUACUAGUUACAUUUAUUGUCAUAGCUGCUCUGUUUGCUAAUUUCAUAUAUUAUGCAGAGUUUCAAGAACCUUCGACCUUUCCGUCUUCAUUUUCUGGUCUUUGGUGGUCUGUUGUUACUAUGACAACGGUUGGAUAUGGUGAUGUUUACCCGAAAUCAACGCCCGGAAAGAUUGUUGGUUGUUUAUGCGCAGUAUGUGGUCUUCUUAUUUUGGCAAUGCCCAUAGCUAUCAUUGCAACAAAUUUCAGUAACUACUACCAGAAAAUGAAAGACAUUGGUAAAUUUAAGAAGAAAGUUAUAAAUAGUUCUUCAAAACAAAAUAAAAUAAGCACCACUGUUGUAGGAAACAAGGUAUUUAACAAUUGUUAAUCACUUACGACAACUGGAAACAAACUGUAUUAUUGAAGUGUAGUACUUUUCUAAAACCCUCUUUCUGAUACAUACACAAGGAACUAUUUCGGUGAGUCAAAAAUAGGGAGAAAAAUGUACCACAAGGAGGACGUGAGAUCAUUAUACAGUACUUUAUUUCGAAUAUCUCAGAUAGAUAUAGAACAAUCGCAAAAUUGAUUAAAACUAGUUCUUUUGAUUUUGAAUCAGUACUGUUUUACAUCUAUAUAUUACCUGGGGCAUAAUAUAUUGAGUCCCAGAUCAAACAUGUUGAUAUUGACAACAAUGUCACUAUAUGGCAACUUGAUUCUGUCAUGGAGUAUGAAUAUAAAGUAAUUGAAGCUUCCGUUGGGAAACAGACGAGCACGUUAAUCAUAUAACAAUUAUUGAAUAGAUGGUAUUUACAUGGUAUUUACCUCAAAUGUAACAAUGUCAUUUAUAUUUGAAUUCUGUAAUUAACCUGCUUAGUGAUAAUAAUUUGUAUGGAACGUAAACAUGAUAUGUUAAUCGAUUGGAACUUUGAUUCAUUGGACAAAACUAUCACACGCAUGAUUUUGAUGAAUAGACAAUAUAUAUUUGCAUCAGUAAAAUAACGAUUUAGAAGGAGGAUGCAUUUUUCAAGUUACGACACACGACGGAAUAGACAUGAAAACAAACUUAAGUUAAUAAAACAUAAAAAGAUAGCUAAGGAAGAUGUGGUAUUAAUGCUCCUUCCAAGACACAAUUUAUAAAAGUAAACCAUUAUAGGUCAAUGUACGGCCUUCAACAUGGAACAGCAAGCUAUAAAAGGCCCUAAAAUUAUGAUGAUGUUCAUAAAUGAAGCUCGCAUUACACCUGUUUCCAAGCCUUGUUCAAAUUAAGCUGAUAUUCAAAGACGCUAAACAGUUAUUGUCACAAUUGACUAGAUUUUUAUAUUUUCUUACCAAGACAUUUAGACUGUCACGUCAACUAAUUGAGUUUCAUACUAAGGAAUGUAUUAUGGGUUUAUAACACAUUUCAACGUAUUUCAUCGCGGAAAACCAAUCAUAAUACCAACACACUAAAAGACAAAUGAUACAAUGGCAAUAUCUUGUAUCUAAUACUGAAUGUAAAAUUGUUAUUUAGCAAGAGAACACCACAGACAUGUAAAUCGUAUUUUUUUUUUAUAGCAUUCAUCAUAUCAUUUAUAUGUUUAUAAACACAUAAAAAGCAAAAUCAUGUAAAGCGACGAUCUAAGGGGAAGAAUUAUAAAAAAAAACUUUACAAAAAAAUAAUUUCAUAAUUUUCCUCCAAUCCGAAUGACAUAAAUCCUGCUUUCCUGUUUUGAGCACCCGCAAAAUCAGCUUAGAUUUAACUGCAAAUUUCAAUCAAAGAUGAUCUAUUUCACAAAUAUCCUCACUAAACGUUAUAUUGCUGGGUCUUCCAACAUAUUUGACUUUUUGAUUGACAACAAGAGGGUUACGUUUGCAGGGCAUGUGUGGUAUUCAAGACACAGUUGGAUUUCCCAUGGAAGCUUCUUGUGCUCCAC
Molecule: messenger RNA, 2896 nt
Organism: Mytilus trossulus (common blue mussel)
Lineage: Eukaryota; Metazoa; Mollusca; Bivalvia; Mytilida; Mytilidae
Product: potassium voltage-gated channel protein Shaw-like
Exons: 2
Coding region: 25-1371 (448 amino acids)
Biological process (GO): potassium ion transmembrane transport; protein homooligomerization
Cellular component (GO): voltage-gated potassium channel complex; membrane
Molecular function (GO): voltage-gated potassium channel activity; protein binding
Source: RefSeq, a predicted model, not a curated record